AAGAGCGGAGGAGUGAGGACAAAAAAAAAGGACCAAAAAAAAAAAGAGAAGAAUACGAGACGAAUCUAUCGGAGAUUUAGGAGCAUGAAUAGCCUCACAUUUUCUGCGUUUUUAUUGGCAGCUUUUUUUCUUGCCUGCAACGGAGGUAACCCAUGUUGCUCUGAGCCAUGCCAGAACAGAGGUGUGUGCACAGCAAUGGGAGCUAAUGAUUAUGAAUGUGACUGCACGCGGACAGGAUAUCAUGGCAAGAACUGCACAACACCUGAAUUCCUCACCUGGUUAAAAGUUUCCCUGAAGCCGUCGCCCAACACCGUCCACUACAUUCUCACCCACUACAAGGCUUUCUGGAACAUUGUUAACAGCAUCUCAUUUCUCAGGGACGUCAUCAUGAGAUAUGUGCUGACAUCUCGAUCCCACUUGAUCGACAGUCCUCCAACUUACAAUGCCGACUACGGUUACAAAAGCUGGGAAGCCUACUCCAACUUGUCCUACUACACACGAGCCCUUCCGCCUGUGCCGCAGGACUGCCCAACCCCUAUGGGAGUCGUAGGUAAAAAGGAGUUGCCUGACGUCAAGUUGUUGGCUGAGAAGCUCCUGGUGAGGAGGCAGUUUAUCCCAGACCCACAGGGCACCAGCUUGAUGUUUGCUUUCUUCGCGCAGCAUUUCACGCACCAGUUCUUCAAAUCCGAUAUGAAAAAUGGACCUGCUUUYACCGUGUCUCAAGGUCAUGGGGUGGACCUCAGCCACAUCUACGGUGGCAACCUGGAGAAGCAGCACAAGCUCAGGCUCUUCAAAGACGGCAAGCUAAAAUAUGAGAUGAGAAAUGGAGAGGUGUAUCCCCCGUUGGUUAAGGAUGUCGGUGUCGAAAUGCACUACCCGCCUCAUGUCCUGGACUCUCAGCGCUUUGCCGUUGGCCACGAGGCGUUUGGYCUGGUCCCCGGCCUCAUGAUGUAUGCCACCAUCUGGCUCCGUGAACACAACCGAGUCUGUGACGUGCUGAAGGAAGUUCACCCAGACUGGGAUGACGAAAGACUCUUCCAAACGUCACGGCUCAUCCUGAUUGGUGAGACCAUCAAGAUUGUGAUCGAGGAUUACGUGCAGCACCUGAGUGGGUACCACUUCAAGCUCAAGUUUGACCCCGAGCUGCUCUUCAGCCAGCGCUUCCAGUACCAAAACCGCAUCGCGUCCGAGUUCAACACGCUGUACCACUGGCACCCGCUGAUGCCCGACAGUUUCCAAAUCGACGGGAAGGAUUACAGCUACAAGCAGUUUGUCUUCAACACCACGGUGAUGACGGAGCACGGCAUCAACAGCCUGGUGGACUCAUUCACCAAGCAGAUUGCAGGACGGGUUGCUGGCGGUCGUAAUGUGCCGGGACCCAUCUUGUACGUGGCCAUUAAAUCCAUYGAACACAGCAGGCAAAUGCGUUACCAGUCCCUCAACGCUUACAGGAAGAGGUUCUCCAUGAAACCCUACAGCUCCUUUGAGGACUUGACAGGGGAGAAAGAAAUGGCUGCGUUGCUGGAGGAGAUGUACGGCGACGUGGACGCCGUGGAGCUCUACCCGGGCCUGCUGGUGGAGAAGCCCCGGCCCAACGCCAUCUUCGGGGAGACAAUGGUGGAGAUGGGGGCUCCUUUCUCCCUCAAGGGCCUGCUGGGGAAUCCCAUCUGCUCCCCGGAGUACUGGAAGCCCAGCACCUUCGGAGGCAGCGUGGGCUUCGACAUCGUCAACACCGCCUCCCUGCAGAGGCUCGUCUGCAACAACGUGAAGGGGCCCUGCCCGAUGGCGUCCUUCUACGUGCCCGACGUCAAAGAGCCCGUGUCCGCCGUCAUCAACUCGAGCACCUCGCACUCGGGCCACAGCGACAUCAAUCCCACCAUCAUUUUGAAAGAAAGGACAUCUGAGCUGUAGCAAUUCUUUUCAAAAGAUUAGGUUUUAAUAACUAUUUAUUUAUUUAUUUAUUUUGUAUUUAUGUAUUUUUUUAUUUAUGAAAUAGGAAGAGAAAAAUAAAAGAACAGAUUUGAACAGAUUUUUAUUGUGCGUAUUUGUAGAAUUGUCGAUAAUAAUUAAGGAAAAACAAUUUUGUCUAUUUAUUGAGAAACUUAAUUUAUUGUUCUUGUAAUGAAAUCCAUCUCUACAUCUAGAUACUUGAUGUUUACUUGCUGACGUUCUUAAUUAUUUCAGAGAUUAAAAACUGCAUUUUCAAUUUUUUUUUUUUGUCCGUUAAAGUUCUGUAUGUGCACACAGAAGGGAUGUGACAGCCCUGCAAAUGAAAGUUUUACAGAGUAACAACUAAACAGUUAAAAGGACACAAUGACWGACAUUUUCAUCUGAUUAACAUAUAAUGAACUGCAUUCCUUGUUCAGUGUUUUUUUACUGUUUGUUUGUUUGUUUGUUUUUUAAUGUGUGACUACUGAUAAAGUAAAUUUUUCAYUGUUAGUUGCUGUCGGAGCUGCAGAGCUCUGAAUAACUUCCUGUACUGUAAGAGCUAUGCAGUGUGAUCAAAUAAGCAGGACAUUUGUUGGCUGGUAUUCUACUGACUUCCAUGUUUGAACUCAGUAAACACUGGCAGAAAACAAACCAUUUCUCUAAAAUAAAGUGAUGUGGUUUCUUUUUGCA
Messenger RNA from Austrofundulus limnaeus, 2619 nucleotides. RefSeq names its product prostaglandin-endoperoxide synthase 2b (gene ptgs2b). Gene Ontology annotation, biological process: cyclooxygenase pathway; response to oxidative stress. The transcript is spliced from 10 exons. Gene Ontology annotation, molecular function: oxidoreductase activity, acting on single donors with incorporation of molecular oxygen, incorporation of two atoms of oxygen; prostaglandin-endoperoxide synthase activity; heme binding. Lineage: Eukaryota; Metazoa; Chordata; Actinopteri; Cyprinodontiformes; Rivulidae. Gene Ontology annotation, cellular component: neuron projection; cytoplasm. The record is from RefSeq and is a predicted model, not a curated record. Bases 85 to 1911 code for a protein of 608 amino acids.